This is a messenger RNA of Sinocyclocheilus anshuiensis, 1522 nucleotides long. Its product is annotated as hairy/enhancer-of-split related with YRPW motif protein 2-like. Gene Ontology annotation, biological process: regulation of DNA-templated transcription. The transcript is spliced from 2 exons. Lineage: Eukaryota; Metazoa; Chordata; Actinopteri; Cypriniformes; Cyprinidae. The record is from RefSeq and is a predicted model, not a curated record. Gene Ontology annotation, molecular function: DNA binding; protein dimerization activity. The annotation marks the transcript as partial.
UAUCCUGUUGCUUCUCCCCAGGGAUCUGCCAAGUUAGAGAAGGCGGAAAUAUUGCAGAUGACAGUGGAUCACUUGAAGAUGCUCCAGGCCACAGCAGGAAAAGGAUACUUUGAUGCUCAUUCUCUGGCCAUGGACUUCAUGAGCAUCGGCUUUCGGGAGUGUCUUACUGAAGUGGCGAGGUAUUUGAGCUCCGUUGAAGGUCUGGACUCCAGCGACCCCCUCCGCAUCCGCUUGGUUUCUCACCUCAGCAGCUGCGCCUCGCAGAGGGAAGCGGCCGCCAUGACCACAUCAAUGGCCCAUCACCAGCAGGCCCUCCACCCGCAUCAGUGGGCCGCCGCUUUGCAUCCCAUCCCAGCAGCGUUCCUGCAACAAAGUGGACUUCCGUGCUCCGAGAGUUCCUCUAUCAGGCUGUCUGAGGUUCCUCAGAGGAGUGCAGCCCUGUUGACCUCCUCCUUCACCCACAGUGACUCCGCGCUCAGAGCGCCCUCUACUGGCAGCAUCACUCCUUGCGUACCGCCGCUGUCCACCUCGCUGCUUUCGAUAUCGGCGACCGUUCAUGCGGCGGCCGCUGCUGCAGCGGCACAAACCUUCCCUCUAACGUUUCCCGGUGGAUUCCCGCUUUUCAGCCCCAGCGUAAUGGCAUCUUCGGUGGCUUCUUCCUCCGUGAGCCCUUCCGUUUCCACAUCCACCACAUCCCAACAGAGCAGCGGAAGCAGCAGUAAACCAUACCGACCGUGGGGGACUGAAGUGGGAGCGUUUUAAGUGUUGGAUUUGCUCUUGUUGCAUCUGGACGUCUUCCACACUUUGUACAUAAAGGAAACAAAACAGCUAUUGUGCCUGCUUUGGUCAGCACUUUGGGUUUUUUCUUUACACUUGUACACAUAUGCAACAUCAAACAUAAGCCAACUUUCUGAGAGGGAAAGAAAGACUGACUUUACACUUCAAGCUGCGUGAAAACCCAUAACGAUGAAGAGCGAUUUUCAUUUUUGAAGAAAAAAUCAGUUACUGUUUUAACUUCAUGUAAAGGACUGUACUGUGCGACAGUGCCUGCAUAAACACUGCUAAAAUACUGCAUUUGAGAUGUAUGCUUAUAGAAAAAGCAUAUGUGAUUUUCACAAACAUACAGUAGCUUUAGAGUAAAACAGAACAGUUUGUUCAAAGACAAACCAAAGGUUUUGCAGAUAAUCACUAAAGUCAGGUGUGAAUCAGUUUUGUAAUCUAUGAUUUAACAAUCCAGUUUGUAAAUCUGUAUAUGUGUAAGAUUGUAACUAGAGUUUAUAUUGAAAUUAGACAGAUGAGUUGGUAUGAUGCACUUCAAUCACUACUGUUUUUUGGGGGAGACAGGAUCUUCUCCACUUUACACAAUAGGCCUACUGUAUUUUUUAAAAAUAACAUUCACUAAUACUCAUAUGUGAGAUUUUCUACUACUGGAACUUUGUUACCUUUUUAAUAACCCUACCAUGCUCUGUAAGAUGUAACCUUUUUUCUAUGCAAAAAAGAAAAAAAAACAGAUGUCCCUAAA